UAUCAGUCUACGCGUACGUAUUGCUUCCACCCCCAUCUCAAACUUCAGCCUUUUCGGUGCAUUCUUUAUCAAUCAUCUACAUCUGGGUUACAACCUUAUAAUUAUAUAUACUUUUCGGUGCAUUCUUUAUAGCUGCACAUGGAAGAGUGACCCCUUGUCCUACCCAAGUCAUUUUCCCGCUUAAUUUGUACUAUUUGUCCACUUAGACAUAGUUAUUUUCAAUGCUCCUUAGUUUCAUCAAUUGACAUGAUUUGUUGCAUGAUUAUCCUCGUCAUGCACUAGAUUGUAGCUGCACGACGUUUGCGGCUAGUUAUGUUUUCUCAUUGUUUCAGUCCAUGAAAAAGACCAUGCUUUCAUGUCUAAAGAGAGGUCAAUAAGUAUCUAACCACGAUGAAGAUAAAUCAGUAAGCACUAGUACAUGAUCGACAUAAGUAGAGCCUUCUCCGCCAAUGAUCGAAGUUUCUGCUCUGUCUAUGAACAAUACAAUGCCUCGAUAAUAACGCUUUUGGCUUCUUGUGGCCUGUUCGGCUGACGGUGAGAGGUUCUCGUUUUCCCUUACUCUUCUAAUUUUUGUAAAUCCAUUUAUGAAAGCACACUACCACAAUCAUUUUACUAUUUUCACCGCAAUCAUUUUCAUUACUCGUAAAGUUCUUCAAAGUAUAACAACGUGAAGAUGGCGGUGGUCAAUUUUGCGAGCACGUUCACCAUUGAUGAGAUUCCCAAGUUGGUUGGGGAAAAAUGGGGGAAUGUUGAGCUCGACGCGGGUUUGGCUCAAUUCAGCCAAGUCUAUCAAAGUUUGUUAGAUGCGUCAUCUCUCUUUUACAACACUGCGCCUGGGGCCUUGAAUGUCGCUUUGGUGCGGUUAGGGGAUUUGAAGGCAGUGGCAGAAAAACAAGUAGGUGGGAGUAAUCCUGGUAGUGAAUUGGCAGCUGCGUGCCAGACCUACCAUGCCGCAUCAACUGCCAAAGCCCCAUUGACAUUGCUCCUGUGUCCUGAAGAGCCUAGUUCAGAUGCAGCUGCGAAAACCGGAGAGUGGGCAACUGCGUUGCGCGAGGGGAUACGCGGUUGCAGUAAAAUCAUACUGGUGUCUUUAUUGAUCGAAACAGAGUCAUCACCAAUGUUGUCGGGUGGAAAUGCUGAUGAUUAUUUCGAUCCGGUGAGCGAAAAAUUGGGAGCGAUGCCAUAUACGAAGAAAGGGUAAGUAGCUUUUCUAGCUGUGAGAAACUGGAUAUACUUGUAUGCGAGUACCUGCUAAUGAGAUUUUUUCCACAAACUGAUUUGAAUUUUUCUGCACCGAUCAACCAAGGUGAAGAAAGCGAUGACUUAAAUAGUUCUUCAUUCUCCUUCACAAGGUACGACCUCCUCGCCUAUGUCACCGCACGAGCCUUAUCGUACGUCGCACGUCCUCCAACGAAAGUCGUUGUGUGCGAUUGCGACAACACUCUCUGGGCAGGACAAGUCGGAGACUCAGAAUCAGCGCCCAAAGAAGUCGAAGGCAAUCUCGCUCUGAUGGGCCGGUUGAAGAGGCGCAAAGAAGACGGGGAUCUGCUGUUGAUAACAGCGUCUAAGAACACAGAAGUGGAUGUAAAAGCAGCCUUCGAUGCGCAUCCGGAAUGGCCAUUAUCUUAAGAACACUUCUUGUAAUCUUCGUACAACAUCUUCUCGUCAAACAUUCAUACUGUCACCUACAGGGCAGCGCACUAGCAGAAAGACUAGUGCGUUGGCUCUAAAGAUCUGUUUUUUUGUUUAGAGAGAUAUAUUAAAGAUCUUGGUCUUCUUUGGUUCAACGCAUCGUUCUGGAGAGGAUUUUCAAGGGGGAAGGAGGUCUCCAGGAUGAAUCUUCAAGAUGGAUUAGGGCGCGCGCAAGUUCUAAUCAUCCUUUUCCGAUUUCGUGUUGCACAAGGUCAAUUGGGAACCGAAGAGCGGAAAUAUGCAAGCAGCAGCAACGGAACUUAACUUGACGUUGGACUAUAGUUGGGUUUUUUUAGACGACAAUCCGGUCGAAAUCGCUGAAGUACAGGCAAAUGCGCCUAGCGUGUUGGCCAUAAAUGUACCAGCUUUUAGAGCGGAGGUGGUGGGAGAGGGGAAGGUGAAGAGUUAUGUCACAUUGGUAAUUUUUACUAGAUAGCCAUAGCGAUGAACUCUAUUGAGCCGUAAUUUUGGUCAUAGAGUUUAAUCAGCAUCUUUCUUAGCUAAAAACCCAUAGAUGAGGACAACAUCACCUCCAAAUCCAACUUCUAAUUCAAAAACCAAACGGCAGCAGCCUUCGCAGCGAAUUUGUGGCCCCUUGACUGUUUUCGCGAUGUUGCUGCCUCAGAGAGCAAGACCGAGCAGUAUCGCACGGAGUUUGCGCGUCAGUCUACUCAGGUUGCUGCGACCUCUUUUACCGAUUUUAUUCGCUCUUUGGAGCUAAAAAUCUCAGUCUCCAAGUGCCAACCCGCAGACGAGCCGCGCGUUCUGCAACUGACGCAGAAGAGCAAUCAGUUUAACUUCACAACCAAGCGGCAUCUCACAAUGCCUAGUGACCUAGAUUGCAGUGUGGUGCGCGUGUCCGACCGAUUUGGAGACUACGGCUUAGUAGGAAUCAUGUUCUACAACACAACCUCAGCGUCAGCGCAUUCUAAGAACAAGGUUUUGGUUGUUGACAAUUUUGUGAUGAGCUGUCGCGUGUUGGGUCGCGGAGUAGAGCACGCGAUGCUCCAGCACCUAGGCGAAUUAGCAGGUUCGGGUGGCACCAUAAAGAUCGAGUACCGGGAUUCAGGUAAAAACAUGCCAGCAAGGAAGUUUUUACAAGGCGUUGAGCUCAUGCCGGUAGAGGAAGUUACGACUUGUUACUGAAAAAUCACUAGCUUGAUAAUUGACUCAUAACAUUUUACUUCUACAGAAAUACAUACUAGAAGUGGUCCUGCAUAUCCACGUAACAUCAAUAGAGUGCUCUAUCCCUUUUUCAGGAUACACUUCCUCGAAAACUGAAAAUAACCGAGUUACUGACUGAAAUAAGGGAGGUAGCUUUGACAGGGCUACUCCUCCUUGUUCAGUAUCUCGCCUAUUUUUAGUAGUUACUCGCCAUUUCUAAGGAUGAUCAAGACUCGGCUUCGUGGGAAGGCACAUUCACGGAUGAGCAGGUGAAAAAAGUCGCCGUCUUCGAUCCAGAAAACGUAAACACGUACGGCGCUUCCGUCAACGACGGUGGUUCGAAGAGGCAAGAAGGCUCUGGUGGACCUGGUGGCGCAUCUUCAUCAACAGGAGGAGCUGCAGGUCGUGCAAGGUCAUUUGCUGCUGUUGACAUAGCAAGUGUGAUUCAGCGGAGAGUAGAUGAGGAAGUCAGGGAGAGCAGUCGUGGCACGUCUGCCGGAUCUGCCGGUACCCGUGGCGAAAGUGCAUCUCGUGAGAUCGACUCAGAUCUCCUCACCACAGCCAUCAUUGACGCAGUCGCAACGAUUCUUGGCGAAGAUCCUGUUGGCACCAUUUUGCGAGCUCCUGGAGGCGGCACCAGGUCAUUGACCACACUGGGUAUGGAUUCGCUCUUGGCUGUGCGAUGUUUGGGCGAAGUAGCGAGGACGGUGAAAAAGAGAAUUGGGCACAAGAUCGACCUGGUGUCUAAAGUAGACAAAUACCAGCGCAACCCUCAGGUGCAAGACUGGGCAGAGCUGAUUGCGACGACAAUCCGCGACAGUCGUGAAGAGGAAGGAGAAGAGGAAUUUCAGGUUCGUUAGUUUUCGGCUAAAUUGUUCCUUACUAGAAGUAUCUUCGUGAUUAUUGUUUCUUUUCGAACAUCGAUAAGUUUGUUUCGUAGUCGACGUCUCGUUUCGUAGAUUCAACUUGAUACAAAAAUGGACAGUAGCAGCUGCUGCUGCAGCAGUUAAUCUCAAUGUUACUUCUUGUCGUGUCGUUCGUGGAUAGGCAAAAAUUGUUCACUAGGUCGCUUUAUGCCACGACUAAAGUACUAGAUAUAGAACGAGUAUAAAUCAUCACAAUAUCAUAGCGUCUUAGAAUUUCCAUCAUGGGUCACAAUGCACUCAAAGAACUCUAGAACAAAAGGUACAGUAUUAACAUUGCAAUCAAACGCGAUUUAGAUUACUAAUAAUUCCAUCUCUAUCUUCACUCUCUUAAAAUCAAAUAAAUAAAAUGUCGAAAAACCAGCAGGGAGCGAUUGUGAGCAAGUUUCCACACGCUGUGGUGCCCACAGAUGCUACAGGGAAGACGCUUCCGAUCGUGCGGAAACCUCUAGAAUCAGAAGGAGUGAUGUUCCAGGUCCAGAAAGGAACUAAAGGCGACGUCCAAGCACCUAUGGUCUUUAUCCAUCCAGCAGGCGGCGCCACUCGCCCGUUUCAUAAGCUGUGGAAAGGGUUAGGUAUUUUAGUUUUGUCUGUAUUUCCUUCUGUGAAGAGACGAGUGUCUAGAGGAGUCCGUGUUGUGAUGAAAAAAUGAACCACGACAGGCCUCGAACGUGACCUAUGGGCCGUGGAGCAUCCGUUUAUGACAAACAUCGACUAUGAUCCCCGUACGAUGACAGUCGGCGAACUUGGGUCGCUCUAUUCAAAAGCUAUUAUUGAGAAGCUGGGCCUCGACAAAAAGGACCGCAAGUGGGUGCUCUGCAGUUAUUCGGCUGGAGGUACUUUUAUUUCUGCUGCUCCCUUACGUUCUUCCUGUUCUUCUUCUGAAAUGUAAGAUCAAAGUAAGUUGAGUGAACCUGAAUAGUACAGAACUACAGCUUGUGAGUGAAACUACAGCUAGUUGUAUCAGCUAGUAGCAUCUAUCGCGACAUGACACAGAAUUCGGAAGACAUCUACAAACGUUACAAACCUCCUUGCGCAGGUCUCUACCUCAACGAGACGUAUCACCAACUGCGAAUGGCUGGUUAUCGUCCAGCCCUCGUUCUGGGCCUCGACUUCAUCCAUAAACCACUACCGCAUUGUCCAUUGAUGUGUCCCUCUCAACCCUGCUACUUUCCCCAAGUUUGUGGCUGCUGCUGGCAGUGCUUUGGGUUGUUAUGUUGACUGGAAUUAUACUACAACUAGUACUAGGAACACUUGAAUAAGUACUGAUGUAAAAACGAAAUGGGGUACUUCUAUCGACAAAUAUCGUGACCAGUGAAACUACCUCACCCGCCUUCCCAUCUUCUAACCCACCAAGAACUCUGCGUCCUCGCGAACAUGGCAGCAGUCUGGCCCUGUAUGAAAUGCAUCUUCAACGGGCGAAAUCACGACCGACCAGGCGUGAUGGAAAAGAUGCCGCCAUCGUAUAACAAUAAGAUCAGUGGCUACAUGAUGCCUGGUUUCAUGCAGAACGGGCCUCUGCUGGAAGGCGCUUACGACUUUUUCCGGAUGGGCUUUGAGGAUACCGUAGUGAUCAAGGACAAGGCACCAGUACAGCAAACCAUGAAGGAGCACAGGGAAGCAAAAACCUGGGAUCAAAAAGUCGAAGCGGUAAGACUGCGAUUGGAUGAAAAGCUGAAGGAAGAUGGGAUGGAUGAAGAUCAACGAAACAUGAUCACUACCAAGUGGGAACGAUCGGCUAACGUACCAAUUUUUAGGCUUACAACAAGUUUAUCAUAGAAGUCGUUUAAGUUGAACUACGGUUACAAUCAGCACUUCCUGCAAUGUAGGUAGAUGAACUUGGAUGUCAUGUUGGUCCACCAGCCUCUUUUUCAGAGGGCAGAUAAGGUGUACUACCAGCAAAAAAAAUUCACCACCAACUACGUCAAAAUAACAGCACAGGUCUACAUCCACAACACGGCUCCGAAUUUGCUGUGUUGCAUCUUCACUCCGGUCUCUUACGGCAACACGCCAGUGGCAGACUUUGAGAUCGGACGCAAUGGGCCCGCUGGAUGUUGUGCGAAGCGACCAAUGCGAGGUUGGGAAAUGCUCAACGCAGGUGGCGUUGCAGAUGGAUUCAAAUUUAUGGAUGUGCUGAGUAUCAUUUUAUCAACAACGACGAGAUUGUAAUUUGUUGAAGCUGUGUCUCGUGUCCGCCAACGAAAUUCGAGUUCCAAGGUAGUACAAAGAGUACAAACUACAUGAGGAUCAUGAGUACGAAUCAUGAUCAUUCCGCAUCCACUUCUAGUACAACUUGACCUUUCUCUUCCCCUCUUGCUUCUAACAUCCGGUACGGCAAUUAUCCUGUGAAUGCCAUCAACAGUGCGACGUUCAAGCAAGUCUUCCCGUCCGACCCACCACACUUCCGAGCGCACCAGCUUGUUUUGCUCGACGAGGAGUGGCUCGCGUGGGCUUUGCCCAAAAUCAAACAGUGCUUUGAAGACCUCAAGAUCGAUGAACCGUAGAUUGUUGUAUGGACCCAAUGCAAAUAUUCGCCUUGUUGAUGAGAAUGUCGAAUCAUAGUAGCUACUAGUGGGAGUCGAUCACUUUGUUGUGAUCUCUUGUGAGUACUACAGUAUGGUUUGAAAGUGCAACUAGCUUUUAAUUUUAGUUCUACGCUCUAAAUCUAAUAGGCCUACUACACGAAACCAGCAGAGCUGGGCUAUGCAAGAACUUUAGCAUUCUCUACUAGAAAUUUGAGCUCCACCUCAACAAAGGGAAAGGUCUAGAUACCUAUUCAUGAAUCUGGACAUAGUGUCGUUGGAGUUUUCUGUUCUUUCACGCGUUCGUAAAAAAACCAAAAAAACUAGUGUACAGAAGAUGUCAUCAUUACCAUACGCCAGCAUCUUGGUUAAUAUUGAUACACUUGUGUGGUGUUGUUGUAGUUGUUCUUUUCGUUCAUUUUGAGUGGUGUGUGUCUGUGUCAAUAGCAUUAGACCAUUGCACAGGAGAAACUAUACAAUAGAUAGGGUGUACUAUGAUUGAGUCCAUAUGAUGUUGUAGCUCGUCCAUAUGAUGUUGUAGCUCACAGACGCUCGUCCGUCGUUAUCUGAAAGUGUAUGAAAGGAAAAAGUGCACUCACACUCAACAGAUUGACUAAGAUUCAAGUAGGAAAGGAGCUACUUUCUUGAGUGUGAGUGCACUUUUUCCUUCCAUAAAGUGAAGUGAUAUCUUAGUCACAACAUACAACACUCUAAUAAAUAAAUGUAAGCCUCCUGCCUCUUUCUGAUGUCAGGCUAUCAUUGUGGGAGCUCAACGGAGAUUACGUCAUUUUUUUUUGUUCCUGCGAAAUGGACAGGCAGAGGCUUUCCCCUUGUAGGAUUGCCUUUGAAGUUUGCGCAACACGAACACGUUAAGAAUGAAUAUGUGCUUUCUUUAUUCAUGUUGUAAAGCAGUAAGAAGAUAUGGCUCCAGUUCGCUAUGUAUCGCAGCAUUUUCUUGCACGUUGACUCUC
Messenger RNA from Amoebophrya sp. A25, 7272 nucleotides. The record is from the annotation of a GenBank genome assembly. Lineage: Eukaryota; Dinophyceae; Syndiniales; Amoebophryaceae.